UUAUCCGUUUUAUCACUACUCAAGACGAAUUAGAAAAUUUUUACAUGCUUCCGGUUUGGAAUCACUUUGCUGCACGACACGAUAGCAACCGCGUCCGUUGCGAAGGCAACAAAACAAAUUCAAAAUCGACACACGGCAAGCCAGUUGAAUUCAUUUUUUUAUGAAUUCCUCGACUCAAAUCAAAGUUUACUGAACUGAAUUCAAAAAAAAUAUUUCGUAAUGCCCCUUAUUUUUAUAUUUAAGGUUCAAAAUGUCUGGUUAUGUUGAAAAAAACAAUAUUAUAUUAUUAAUCUCAAGUGGAAAAAUAAUCAAAUUUAAUUUUCGAUAUUUGAGUACACAACGUAAGAUUUUGAACCGGCAUGUUUCAGUACUUCUGCUGCAAAACAUUUAAUUUGAACCGUCAAGCCACCUCACUGUCGAAGUGUUCUGUAUUAAAUUUGUAAAAUAUUCUCUCAAAUUUGGUGAAACAAGUAUUGAUCCCUCUUAAAUAUUUUAUAGUUCAAAUUAGUUUCGCGUAAAAACGAUUCCGCAAAUAUUUUGACAACUUUGUUCAGUGUACCGGCAUUAUUCAAAUGCGCCCCUGGUGGCGAGUAGCUCACUUAACAAAAUCCAAUAAGAAUUUAAGUUGUUAUUUUUGCCGGUUAUGCGCGCGUCAAAAAUGUUGUGCGAAUCAGCUGAUAGGAAUGCUUUAUUCAUGUUUAUUCUGGAUUAAAAUUUAUCAAAAUUUGCCUUAAUUUCUAUUGAAUUCAGCAAUAAAGUGGUUUUGUUGUGUUAAGAGAAUAUUUCUAAUCAUGGAUCAUGCAGAGGAAGAACCGCCGACGGAUUCUGAAGAUGACCGCACUUGGCGCGGAGUCCCAAUGGAUAUCAUAUAUCGUGGACUGGACCGAUACGAGUUGCGUCACUUCCCGGAAGUGAGACCCUCGGAGAGCCACACAGUGUUAUAUCAUCUUCCGAUAGAUCCAACAUCGUUGGACCCUCCGAAGCCUCACCGAGCUCCUCACAAGUGGGACGCCAAUAAUGUGAGGCUUCCCUGCUCCAAUCGGAGUCAAUAUCCGGUGGUGCAAGGUGAUGGCAACAGCAGUCUCGAAAGUCGUUGGGAGCUGGUGCAGAAUGCUUUACUGCAACCCAUUCGUGAUAGUCGGGAGCUGGAAGCGGCAAUACUUUCGUACAACACAAAGUACGCUAGCAACUGGAAGUUUACUGCCCUGCACAAACUGUUUGACGAAGAGCUUGAGGAAGAAGAGAGUGCCGGCUUCUUCGAACGUACAAUGCCCAAAAUGGUUCAGCUGGCAUUGGCAUUGCCAGAUCUGGUUCCUUGUGCAAUUCCACUGCUCAAACAAGGCUGUAACAAGUCUAUUUCUAUGACCCAGCAGCAAGCGGCCUGUCUGUUGGCCAAUGCAUUCUUCUGUACGUUUCCUCGAAGGAAUACUCAGAAAAAGAAGUCCGAAUAUUGUCUGUUUCCGGAUAUAAACUUCAAUCGGCUAUUUCAAUCAUCCGGGCAGUCUGUUCUGGAAAAAAUCAAAUGCAUUUGCAACUAUUUCAGACGCGUUUGUUCUAUUCCGCCUAGCGGAGUGUUGACCUUCCAAAGAAGGUACAUCAACCCUAAACAGUUCCUGGAUUGGACGAAAUGUGACGCGACAGUCGCGAGGGAAUCAGUCCCAGUUCAUAUCAGCUCAGAAGGGACGAUCGAGGAUCAAGGUCGAGGCCUGCUUCAAGUUGACUUCGCCAAUAAGUUUCUGGGUGGUGGAGUUUUGGGUCACGGUUGUGUACAGGAAGAAAUCCGAUUUGUCAUCAAUCCGGAACUGCUGAUCAGUAAACUUUUUACCGAAGCACUGAAACCGCAAGAAGCGCUGGUAAUGAUGGGAUCGGAACAGUUCAGCGAAUACAACGGAUAUGCUUCGACGUUUACCUUUGCCGGUGACUUUUUGGACGAAACCCCCAGGGAUGCCAGUGGCCGCCGAGAGUGCUACAUUGUGGCCAUCGAUGCGUUGCGCUUCGUCCAGACGGCUCACCAAUAUCAGGAGGAACUGAUGCUGCGGGAAUUGAACAAAGCAUACGUCGGAUACUCUCAUCCGCUUUCGACUCCGGCACCGGGAGUAGCCACCGGAAAUUGGGGCUGCGGAGCCUUCCGGGGUGACGCAUGUCUGAAGGCUCUGCUUCAGCUGAUGGUCUGCUGCGUACAUUGUCGUCCAAUGGUUUACUACACCUUCGGAGAUCGAGAUCUCAGGGAUCAGAUUUACGCGAUGUACACGUUUUUGGUCGACAAUAAGGUGAAAGUUUCUGAAGUUUGGCGCUCUUUAAAGGAUUUCCGUAAGCACAACCUGCCCCCAAAAAAGUUGUAUGCCUACUUAUAUCAAGAUUAUUACGAUCGCAAAAACAAAACGUCCUGCUUUAGCUUGAAAAGCCCCAAACGAAAGGAAAACACCCCGGAACCAAAGACUGGAUCUGCAAAUUCCAACUCAGAACUGCUCGAUGACGAAAGCUUGGCCAACCUGAUGAAGGACCUCAUCGAUGACGACCAAGCCGACACAGCCCAAGCAUCCACUUCCGGUUCCUCGACCGGAAGCACCGACAAAUCUAAACAGGAACAACCUUCAGAAGUCGUUACACCGUCCCCAAAAAAGUGCGGUCGAAUGUCGCUCAUUGCCGAGCUGGAUCGAAACUACUACACCGUUGGGCCGGGACCGGCGAAGAAAAUUUGCCCCUCAACGUCCCCUUGUUCGGACCAAGGAAAAUCAACACCCGAAAAACCGCAACCAACAACUGAAGAGGUUCGGAUACAAAUCGAGCCGGAGCAUGUGCCGGAAACGGAUACUGAACCUGAAUCCCCGGAAACUGAAAGUCGACCAACGGUGGAGGAGGGUCGAUCCGUGGAAUACGAAGCUGAUGUGGGAGAAUUUGUUGAAGGGACGCCGCCAGAGGAAACGCGACCGAAGCCUGGCGGUGGUAGGAAGAUAUCCGACUAUUUUGGAAAGAUUAGCAAAUAGGUAGAAGGUAAGUACGGUCUUUCUUUCGUUUCGGAUUUUAGCUGUUGACAGUAUAAUUAAAUUAUGAUGUGAUUGUUC
This is a messenger RNA of Uranotaenia lowii, 3065 nucleotides long. Its product is annotated as poly(ADP-ribose) glycohydrolase-like. Gene Ontology annotation, cellular component: cytoplasm; nucleus. The coding region runs from base 792 to 2987 and encodes 731 amino acids. Gene Ontology annotation, biological process: regulation of DNA repair; carbohydrate metabolic process; nucleotide-sugar metabolic process. Gene Ontology annotation, molecular function: poly(ADP-ribose) glycohydrolase activity. Lineage: Eukaryota; Metazoa; Arthropoda; Insecta; Diptera; Culicidae. The transcript has 4 exons. The record is from RefSeq and is a predicted model, not a curated record.